Messenger RNA from Fusarium proliferatum ET1, 258 nucleotides. RefSeq lists its product as uncharacterized. The coding region runs from base 1 to 258 and encodes 85 amino acids. The record is from RefSeq and is a predicted model, not a curated record. NCBI's taxonomy places the organism in Eukaryota, Fungi, Ascomycota, Sordariomycetes, Hypocreales, Nectriaceae. The transcript has a single exon.
AUGUCCGGAGACUCAAAUAUCGGAGACAAAACUGAAUACAGUGCACGCACAAUUUACAUCCCUUAUAGGCUCGUUAGAGAAGAAAAUCUAGAGGCUAUAGACAAGAAGUUGCCCGAUUCCUUUCCUGGUGGAGUAUGCAUGACAACAACGACGGAGGCUAUGGUACAUUAUAAGGUUGAGGGACUCGUGGUAAAGGGUUCAGGGGAUUUCAAUCUACUCCAAGAACUGCAGGAACUUGAGCUCGUCAUGAAGGAUUGA